Molecule: messenger RNA, 5091 nt
Organism: Diorhabda sublineata
Lineage: Eukaryota; Metazoa; Arthropoda; Insecta; Coleoptera; Chrysomelidae
Product: RNA helicase aquarius
Exons: 21
Coding region: 369-4847 (1492 amino acids)
Biological process (GO): mRNA splicing, via spliceosome
Cellular component (GO): catalytic step 2 spliceosome
Molecular function (GO): helicase activity; mRNA binding
Source: RefSeq, a predicted model, not a curated record
GUCAGAAACACGAGUAAAAUAAAAGGUUCAAGAGUUCCCUUUUCUAACUAUAGUGUUGAGCUUUAUAUUAUUCAAAGCUUAUCUGUCAAAUUAUGAUAGCUGAUUGUUUGCUUUUCAAAUAUCACAAGAAACAAAUUACAAACAAAAAAGUAUAUAACAAUUGAAAAAAUAAUGUGUUUACAAAUAUAUUUCCAAUUUGGAAGCUGUAUUAUAACAAAGUAAAAGACUAUUAUUUGAACAUUGAACUAAAAAGAAGAAGACUUCAAUUCUAUAUAUUCAUAUAUUGAAGAAUAUUAUCCUUAUUAAAAAAAUAAUUGUUGAGUUUUCUUACAAAAGUUUUCAGUUUGUAAUUCACGCUAAUACAAAUUAUGACUGGAAAAAACGAAGCAACAACAGUAAGCGCUCCUACAGUCCAACAAAUAAAUGCCGACAGAAUAACAGAGCUUGCCGAAAAAUAUUGGGCACCUCAUUCAGUGGAAGAACAUUUAGAAUUUGAUCCUGAUGUUAUUGAAGAUAUUUAUAUGCAAGAUAUACGUGGCUGCAACUUUUCCAUUAGAAGAAUUAUGAUUCUAGAAUUCAGUCAGUAUUUAGAAAACUACCUAUGGCCUAAUUAUUCACCAAAAGCUUCAUAUUCUCAUAUGUUAUCAAUUGUAAUAAUGGUUAAUGAAAAGUUUCGAGAAAGAGUUCAAGUGUGGCAGGCAUUUAGAAAACAUAGUCAAUACUUUCCAGAUUUUUUCCAACAAGUAUUAAAAGCCUGUUUUGAAGAUGAACUCUUAAUAAAUAUAAGAGAACAGACAGCUCUAUUAAUUUUUUUAAAUCACUGCUUUAAUAGUAUGGAAGAAGCGAUAUGUAGAGAUCAAGUUAAAAGACUAGUAUCACUUUCUAUGUGGGUGUCUCUAUUGCCUACUAGAAGGGAAUAUGAGUUUAAAAAGUAUCCAAAAUGGAAAAAGUACUGGAGAGCUAUUCAGAGAAAAGACAAACCAGAAGAACUUGAAAAAUUGACUUGGGAAAGAACGUUUCUCCAUCGCUUGAUGCUAAAAUUUAUGAACAUUUUAGAUUCAAUUCAUGAAGAAGGUGUCUGUCCUGCUGAUAAGGUUCAUUACUGUGAAAGAUUUUUGGAAUUAAUCACAGACUUGGAAGCACUGUUGCCAACAAGAAGAUUUUUCAAUACUGUCCUCGAUGACUGCCAUUUAGUUGUGCAUUGCCAAUUGUCAGCUUUGAUCAAGAGACCAGAAGGACAUUUAUUUAGUCAGCUUUUGGAAAUGCUGAAAUUCUACUCCAGAUUUGAAAUAAGUGAUGAAUCCGGCGAUCCUCUUACAGAUCAUGACAUGACUCAGAUCCAUUAUUCAAAAAUAACCAGCUUGCAGCAAGCAGCAUUUGUAAAAUUUCCGGAUCUAAGAAAUUUUGCAUUGGCAAACGUAGCCAGCGUUGAUACACGAAAGAAUUUGAUCAAACAUUUUGGACCGCUAAGUAAAGAAAAACUUAGAGCGAUUGCUGAAUAUUUGAAUCUUAUUCCAUCUAAAGAAUUAGAAGAACAGUAUAAAUGGUGUAGAACUGACGAAGUAUUUUUAAAAGAACUAUUGAUAUCUCGCCACGAAAAAAGAGUAUCUCAACUAGAAGCUCUAAACGAAAUGCCGCUCUAUCCGACAGAAGAUAUUAUUUGGGAUGAAAAUAUAGUCCCAACGGCUUAUUUUUCUGGAGAAGGUUGCUUGGCGUUACCUAAACUCAAUCUGCAAUUUUUGACUUUGCAUGACUACUUGUUAAGAAACUUCAAUUUGUUCAGACUAGAAUCUACAUACGAAAUAAGGCAAGAUAUUGAAGAUGCUGUUAGCAGAUUAAGCCCUUGGAAAGCGGAAGAUGGCAGCAUUUAUUGGGGUGGUUGGGCUAGAAUGGCUCAACCAAUCAUCAAUUUUGCAGUGGUCGAAGUAGCGAAACCUAAUAUUGGUGAAAAAAGACCUAGUAGAGUAAGGGCGGACGUUACAGUGAACUUAGCAGUGAGACCAGAUAUCAAGACAGAAUGGGAAAACUUGAGAAAACAUGAUGUCUGCUUUUUAGUUUCCGUAAAACCUCCUAACGUAAUAGGAACUAAAUAUAACUACAAAGAACCGUUUCUACCUCAAGUCGGCUUAACUUGUAUUAGAGGCUGUGAAGUAGAAGGGAUGCUAGAUUCAAAUGGUAGGGUAAUUGAAGAUGGUCCAGAACCUAGACCAGUUUUACCAGGAGAUCAAAGAACUUAUCGAGUUUGGUUGGACUGCAACCAAUACAGAGAUGAUAUGAAUAAUACUAAUAAGGGUAAAGAAGAUGUGUACGAAGGUUUCAACAUAUUAAUGAGAAGAAAACCCAAGGAAAACAACUUUAAGGCAGUUUUAGAAACAAUCCGAGAACUUAUGAACACAGAGUGCGUAGUGCCAGAAUGGCUGCACGAUAUAAUUUUAGGUUACGGUGAUCCAAGCGCUGCAAAUUAUAAAAAAAUGCCCAAUCAAAUAUCCACGAUGGAUUUUAAUGAUACAUUCAUUGAUAUGGAUCAUUUAAGAUCGUGUUUCCCAGAUUACGAGAUAAAAGUUAGAACUAAUGAUCCUCAAAAGCUGGUACGUCCAUUUAAACUAACAUUCCAAGGUCUUAGGGAAGAAGAAGACGAAAAUGAAAAAGUUCAAAAAUUUAUUAUUGUGGAACCUCAUGUAAUUCCUAGAAGAGGACCAUAUUUGUUUAACGAACCGAAAAAAAAUAUGAUACCGUUUACACCAACUCAAAUAGAAGCUAUUAAAUCAGGAAUGCAGCCCGGAUUAACCUUGGUUGUAGGCCCUCCCGGUACAGGAAAAACUGAUGUUGCCGUUCAAAUAAUCUCUAAUAUCUACCACAACUUUCCUAACCAAAGAACAAUUAUUGUCACACACUCUAAUCAAGCGUUGAAUCAACUUUUUGAUAAAAUCGUAGCUCUAGACAUAGAUGAACGUCAUUUAUUACGUUUGGGACAUGGUGAAGAAGCUUUAGAAACUGAAAAAGAUUUUAGUAGGUACGGUAGAGUUAACUACGUAUUAGCUAAAAGAUUGGAUUUACUAAUGGAGGUCGAGAAGCUACAGAAAUCUUUGAAAGUCGAAGGAGAUGUUGCUUAUACUUGCGAAACUGCUGGACAUUUUUAUUUGUAUCAGGUGCUGUCAAGAUGGGAGAACUUUUUGCAUUGCAUACACCAAAAUAAAUCAAAAAUUAAUAAGGUUUUAGACCCAAAGAUUGUAUCAAAGGAAUUUCCGUUUCACGAUUUUUUCGUGAAUGCUCCUCAACCUCUUUUCAAAGAACAAUCGUAUGAAGAAGAUUUAGAAGUAGCAGAAAGCUGCUUCAGGUAUAUAGAUCAUAUAUUUAAGGAACUGGAAGAAUUUAGAGCAUUCGAACUGUUGAGAUCAGGUUUAGAUAGAUCAAAGUACUUAUUAGUUAAAGAAGCCAAGAUAAUUGCUAUGACUUGUACACACGCUGCUCUAAAGAGAAAAGAGUUAGUAGAAAUUGGUUUUAGAUACGAUAAUAUACUAAUGGAAGAGUCUGCUCAAAUUUUGGAAAUAGAGACAUUUAUUCCACUACUACUGCAAAACCCUCACGAUGGUUUCAAUAGAUUGAAAAGAUGGAUUAUGAUUGGUGAUCAUCAUCAAUUACCUCCCGUUAUAAAAAAUAUGGCAUUCCAAAAAUAUUCAAAUAUGGAACAAAGUUUAUUUACAAGAUUGGUUAGAUUAGGGGUUCCAACGAUUGAACUUGACGGUCAGGGUCGUGCUAGACCAAGCAUCUGUAAUUUAUACAAAUGGAGAUAUAAAAACUUAGGUAAUUUGAAACAUGUGGAAAACUGGAGAGAAUAUCAACUUGCUAACCCUGGAUUUGUUUUUGAUUUUCAAUUAAUUGAUGUACAAGAUUUUAAUGGCAAUGGAGAAAGUGAACCAAGUCCAUAUUUCUAUCAGAAUCUUGCUGAAGCUGAAUAUUGCGUUGCUACUUUUAUGUUUAUGAGACUAAUAGGCUAUCCGGCAAACAAAAUUACAAUACUGACGACUUAUAAUGGACAAAAACAUCUGAUAAGAGAUGUUAUUAACACCAGAUGUGCCAAUAAUCCAUUGAUGGGACGCCCUCAUAAAAUUACAACAGUUGACAAAUACCAAGGACAACAAAACAAUUACAUUAUCCUGUCGCUAGUGAGAACUAAAGCUGUCGGUCAUUUAAGAGAUGUGAGAAGACUUGUAGUUGCUAUGUCCCGUGCUAGAUUAGGAUUAUACAUAUUUGCCAGAGUGUCUUUAUUCCAAAAUUGCUUUGAGCUCACUCCCGCUUUUGAACAGUUAACUUCACGGCCUACAAAGUUACAUAUAGUACUAAAUGAGUACUAUCCACCGACACGUUACAAUAAUCAAAAACCUUUAGAUAAACCAAUGAUUGUUGAAGAUAUGACCCAUAUGGCAAACUUUGUUUACGAUUUCUAUAUUCAAAGGGUAAAACAAUUAAAACAUUAUUAUAAGUCUGAUGAGACAUGGGAAAAACCAGGCGAUGUUUCAACUCAACCUCAUGAAGGGUUCAUUUCUUCUCAUCCAGGUGAAGAUAGGGAUACAGAUAGUGAAAAUGAAGAUUCAGGGAAGCAGUUACCAGUACCUAUUCAAGAUGAACCAAUUGAAGAGGACUCUCAUGAAAUUACUACUCAAAAUGAGAUAGAAAACACAACACAAAGUGGAAGAAUUAAUGAUAAUGGAGAACUUCUGACCAGAGAUGUAUAUAUGGAAGAACUUUCUGCCAUAGAUGAUGAAAUGGCAGAAAAUUCAACCAGAGAUGCAGAAAUGGAAGAUAAUAAUGCAACAGACACUGGUGAAAUUGAAAACGAUGAAUGAUAUUUUGAAAUAAUACAAAUGUUCAUUUUCUAAACAAAAUGUUUUUAAUAAUUUUAUAAAUAAAAUUUACUCAAAUAAACUCUAUUUUACUUUUCCUUCAUCCACAGUGUUUUGUGUAUUCACUAGUCUACUUUGUAAUUCAUUAGAUUGGCAAAUACCUUCAGUCAAAAUUUUAGGUAAAGCAUUUUCAGUUUCUUCUUCACUUUCAUCUUCAUCUGAACUCAGCUCUAAUCCAUCAUCAACC